Molecule: messenger RNA, 922 nt
Organism: Notechis scutatus (mainland tiger snake)
Lineage: Eukaryota; Metazoa; Chordata; Lepidosauria; Squamata; Elapidae
Source: RefSeq, a predicted model, not a curated record
AAACCCCCUCCACGCCCCCAUCCCCAAAAUAAAACUAAUGGUCAAUUUUAUUCUCCUUUUCAGGUGGUUUUUAAAGCCAAAGCGAAAUAUCGUCCUGAACUGAUCAAAGGCCUGUUGCUGGUGCGAGGGGUGUGCUUCGGGGCCAGCGUCCUCUUCCUGGUGGUGAACGUGGCGUGCGCCGUGCUGGUGCGGGCACGCCAGGUUGAGCCCUGGGCUGUGGUCCUCGCCCGAGUUCUCAUCAGCGACUCGCUGUUCGUGCUGGGGGCCGUCUCGCUCGCCCUCUGCCUCUUCCUCGUGGCCCGUGGCUCUCCCUCGACACGCAUCUACCUGGAAGCCAAGGGCACCACGCUGUGCCAAACGGCAGCCAUGGGGGGCACCAUCGUCCUGCUCUACGCCAGCCGCGCUUGCUACAACCUAGCUGCCUUGGCGCUCUCAUCCCGCACCCGGCUCGACUCCUUCGAUUACGACUGGUACAAUGUCUCCGACCAGGCUGACCUAAUAACCGAUCUUGGGGAUCAAGGUUAUAUCGUCUUUGGACUCAUCCUCUUCGUUUGGGAGUUACUACCCACCACGCUGCUGGUGGGCUUUUUCCGGGUGCAUCGGCCGGCUCAGGAUAUGAGUGCCAGUCGCGUCUUCAACCGGCAGCUGGGUGUCUCCCGUUCUUAUUUCUUUGACUAUCCUGGGCAGCGCGAAAACGAAGGACUGACUAGCAGCCUGACCGGACGAACCCACGGCAGCGGGAGCUACUACGGCUCCAUCAACCGCAGCGGCGGGGGGGAGCAGGACUGGUUUGGGGGCCACCCGCCCACCGCCCCCCUUCUCUUCUCACAGGCGGCCGUCUCCGGCAGCCACCAUCAUCACAGCCUUUACUCCACCCCGCAGAACUGAGGCACGGGACAGGACGGCCUCCCCAUCUCCCCCC